GGAGAGAGGGAGGGAGAGAAAGAAAGAGCCUGAAGAGAAAGGGUGCGGAGGAGACAGACGACAGGAGACGAAACGCUGAGACACAUCCAGAACCCCACAAGAAAAAAUGCCCAAUUUUGCAGGCACCUGGAAAAUGAAAAGCAGCGAGAAUUUCGAAGAUUUGCUAAAAGCUCUGGGAGUGAACGCAAUGCUGAGGAAGGUGGCGGUGGCGGCUGCGUCCAAGCCCCAUGUGGAGAUAAGGCAGAACGAUGAGCACUUCUACAUCAAGACAUCCACCACCGUCCGCACCACGGAGAUCAACUUCCUCAUGGGAGAGGAGUUUAAUGAGGAGACGUUGGAUGGCAGAAAGUGUAAGAGCUUGGCCACUUGGGAAACAGAAAACAAGAUGUACUGCAAACAGACUCUACUGAGCGGGAACGGCCCGAAGACCUUCUGGACCCGAGAACUCAAUGGGGAUGAACUCAUACUGACUUUCGGAGCCGAUGAUGUGGUGUGCACGCGCAUCUACGUACGUGCAUAGCAGAAGUCCACAAGUUCAAAUAUCCUCAACAAUUGGUGUUUUAAUGUCUGAGCUGUCAGUGUGAGAAAUUUCACAUAAAAUCAACAUUUUCUAAUUAUCUGUUUAGACAUUCAGUGUUUACCAUCUUCACAAAAGUCACAAUUUCAGAUGUUACCGUUUUAUAAAUUUUUGUAUGCAAUUUUCUAGCAUUGGAAAUCGAACAAAUUAUCUUUUGGUUGUUGUGUUAAAGAGUGUAAACUUUUGUAAAUGUAGAAAAGUCCAAAAGACAGAUAUAUCACCUGAUGAAGAACUUACGGGUUGACCUUUUUCUUUAAAAAAAAAGAAACAAGUGGCCCAUAUCAUAAAAACGCUGUCAAGAAUAAAAAAGAAGGUGGUCAACUAGAUUUCUUACUAUUUAACGUAUAGUUUAAUGCCCAACACCAUACUAACACUCAUGUACAACAUCAUAAAAGUCCAGACACAUUAAAAUGAAGUACGAACAAUGUCUUUAUGUACAAUCAUUUCCCCAAAACUUUCUGUGGUAUUCCAUAUUAAAACAUAGUAAAUAUAAAAACCCAAGUAAUAAACUGUUCCAAGAUU
Molecule: messenger RNA, 1099 nt
Organism: Notothenia coriiceps (black rockcod)
Lineage: Eukaryota; Metazoa; Chordata; Actinopteri; Perciformes; Nototheniidae
Product: cellular retinoic acid-binding protein 1
Exons: 4
Coding region: 107-520 (137 amino acids)
Molecular function (GO): lipid binding
Source: RefSeq, a predicted model, not a curated record